GCGAGUGGUAUUUGAUGGGGCGACGGUCGAUGAUCUGUGUUUGGACUUCACACUGCCGGGCCAUCCAUCCAUUGAAUUGGUUCCCGACGGAAAGAAUGUGGCAGUCACAUCCGACAACGUGACCGACUAUGUAGAGGCUGUCGUACAGUACACACUCGUAGACGGCGUCCGAGAGCAGAUGAUGGCCAUGAG
Sphaeroforma arctica JP610 is the source of this 192-nucleotide messenger RNA. RefSeq lists its product as hypothetical. The annotation marks the transcript as partial. The record is from RefSeq and is a predicted model, not a curated record. Gene Ontology annotation, molecular function: ubiquitin protein ligase activity. Gene Ontology annotation, biological process: protein polyubiquitination; proteasome-mediated ubiquitin-dependent protein catabolic process. The transcript has a single exon. NCBI's taxonomy places the organism in Eukaryota, Ichthyosporea, Ichthyophonida.